Prinia subflava (tawny-flanked prinia) is the source of this 6678-nucleotide messenger RNA. It is a transcript of the gene TMEM201, whose product is annotated as transmembrane protein 201. Lineage: Eukaryota; Metazoa; Chordata; Aves; Passeriformes; Cisticolidae. The transcript is spliced from 11 exons. The record is from RefSeq and is a predicted model, not a curated record. Gene Ontology annotation, molecular function: lamin binding; actin filament binding. Gene Ontology annotation, biological process: nuclear migration along microtubule. The coding region runs from base 549 to 2657 and encodes 702 amino acids. Gene Ontology annotation, cellular component: nuclear inner membrane.
GGUGCCAGGGGAGGGCUGGGUGGGCUCUCAGGUAUCCCCGGGAAUGGGCUCGGCCGCGAGGCUGCCGGGGCUCCAGGAGCGUUUGCACAGCGCUGCCAGGGAUGCCCAGGCGGGGAUUUUGGGGUGUCUGCGGGGCCGGGGGUCGGGCCGUGCCCCUUCCAGCCCAGGACACGCUGUGCAGGGCCGGGCCGCGGCGGCCGCCCCUCACCGGGGCCUGUCCCUGCUGGCACACAGAGAGCGCCGCGUCUAAAUUUAGGAGAAGCCGAGGCGCGCCGCUGUGAGCUGCGUGCGCCGGGCGCCGGGCCAGGCACGCCGGGCCAGGCACGACCUCCCCGGGCCAGGCACGACCUCCCCGGGCCGCCCCCGCAGGCCGGCCCCGGGCCGCCCCCGCCCCACGAUCUCGGCCUUUGCGGCGCUGACUCACGGCGGCCCCGGCGCACGACUCCGGCCUUUCCGUGAGUCACGCACCGCCCCCGCGGGCCCAGGGGCGGGCCGGGCCCGGCCGCGCCCCUACAAAGCGGCGCCGCCACCGCCGGGGCAGCGGCGGCAUGGACGGAGCCGGGCUGGGCGUCACCGCCUGCGCCGCGGCCGCGGGGCUGCUGCUCUACCGCAUCGCGCGGAGGAAGAAGCCCACGCACGUGACAGUGAACUGCUGGUUCUGCAGCCAGGACACGGUGGUGCCCUACGGGAACCGCAACUGCUGGGACUGCCCCAACUGCGAGCAGUACAACGGCUUCCAGGAGAAUGGAGACUACAACAAGCCCAUCCCUGCCCAGUACAUGGAACACCUUAACCACGUCGUGUCGGGCAGUCCGACUUUCUGUGACCCCGCCAAACCACAGCAGUGGGUGAGCAGCCAAAUUCUGCUCUGCAAGAAGUGCAACAACCAUCAAACCAUGAAAAUCAAACAGCUGGCUUCAUUCUCACCCAGGGAGGAGGGCAAGUACGAUGAGGAGAUUGAGGUGUACAAGCACCACCUGGAGCAGACCUACAAGCUGUGCCGCCCGUGCCAGGCUGCUGUGGAGUAUUACAUCAAGCACCAGAACCGGCAGCUGCGCGCGCUGCUGCUCAACCACCACUUCAGGCGCCGGGAGACAGACAAGAGCUACAGCCAGAAUUUGUGUUCCUCCUCCUCUUCUGCUUCCAUCAGCACCCCGGCUCAGGUGAUCCUGCUGCGGUUCCUGGCCUUCCUCAGCUGUGCCUUCCUGGUCCUGAUGGCCCUGUACGGCUCCGGGGACCCCUUCUCCCUCAGCACGGCUGUCCCUGCUCCUGUCCCCCCCGGCCCCGCGUCCGUGCGGAACAGGACUGGCGCCAGCCCCCGUGCAGGCAGUGACAGUGACAGUGACAGUGACGGUGGCAGUGGCGGUGCCAGCCCGGGGCGGGGCUGGCCGGAGCUGCUCCGCCUGCUCCCCGAGCGCCUGCUGCAGCAGCUGAGCGCGGCGUGGGCCUACGGCAAGAACCACCAGAUGGCAGUGGCCGUGCUGGGGCUCUUCACCUGCCUGCUGGCCAUGCUGCUGGCGGGGCGCAUCAGGCUCCGGCGGAUCGACGCGUUUGCCUCGGUGCUGUGGCUGCUGGUGAUGAGCCUGCACCUGGCCGAGCGGUACCUGAAGAUGGACACGCCCAGCUGGCUGGACACGGCCAAGUUUGGCACCACGUCCCUGUGCUGCCUGGUGGGCUUCACCGCGGCCGUGGCCACGCGCAAGUCAACGGGCCAGCGGAGAGUCCGGCCCCGAAGGUUCCUCUCCGGGGACUCCAUCACCGUCUUUCCCAGCAGCCCUGGCACAGCCUUCCCUUCACCUGCUGCAUCUCUGUUUGUCCCAACACCGCCCAGUAUCCUCCACCUGACAAACCAGCAGCUCUUCAGGUCCCCACGCAGAACCUCCUCCUCCUCUCUGCCCGGACGUCUCAACCGGGCGCUGUCGCUGGGCACCAUCCCCUCGCUGGCCCGGGCAGAUUCUGGCUACUUGUUCAGUGGAAGCCGACCGGCCUCACAGUCAUCCCAGUCCAAGGAGUCCCCCACAUCAGAUCCCUUCUCCGUGCUGUCCGGCGCUGUCCCGUCCCGCAUGCCGUCCCCGGCGCCGUCGGUGGCCGGCUCGGUGACCUCCAGCUCGGGCUCUCUGCGCUGCCGCCGCCCGCUCAUCAGCCCCGCCCGCCUCAACCUGCAGGGGCAGAAGCUGCUGCUGUUCCCGGCGCGGAGCGAGGCGCUGCUGGGCGGCCCCGAGGAGCGCUCCCCGCCCGACUGCGCCGCCCUGGCCGCCGAGCUGCCCGGCCUGGCCCGGAGCGGCCCCGCCGAGCUGCCCGGCCUGGCCCGGAGCGGCCCCGCCGAGCUGCCCGGCCUGGCCCGGAGCGGCCCCGCCGAGCUGCCCGGCCUGGCCCGGAGCGGCCCCGCCGAGCUGCCCGGCCUGGCCCGGAGCGGCCCCGCCGUGCCCGAUAUGAGAUCUGUGGAAGGGGGGAGUAUCUGCAGUGACAAUUCCAUCAAGAAGGAGGAUCACUCGUCACACUCAUCUACCUGUGUGGUAGACACAACCACCAAAGGGGAGGAUCUGGCAGGCUGGAGAGGCCGCUUUGGUACCUCUGCCCUGCGGGGCCUGCUCGCUGUCAGCCUGACCCUCAACGCUCUGUUCACGUCCGCCUACGUCUACAGGAGCCUGCGCUGAGCUGUGCCCACGCUCCCUCCCCUGGCUCACCUGGGCCUGAGCACACAGGAACACAGCCAUGGCUUCGUGGCCACUGGCCAUGCCACCGGUGCAUGCUGUUUUUUAAAAAACUGCUGUACACUCAGCUGACAUGAGAAGGAGCCUGGGCAGCUGCUGCCAUCACUUCCAGGUAGAACUUAUCCCAGGAUUGUCCCUGGAGAUGGCAGGCAGAAUUCCCAGCUCCAGUUCAAAGCAGGAGGCCAGUCCAACGGCCCAGAGACUUUCUUUCAAAAGAACUGACCUGAGACACAAACCUGAAAAUGUGUGAGCUGCGUUUUUAGGAACCUACCCCCAGCUCUUCUUUCUGACAUAUUGACCUCGUGCUGAUGGUGCUGGUAAAGUGGGGAGAGUUAGAACAAAUGAGCUGAAGAAGAGGGAUGGCUUAGUAGCUGGUGCUGGGCUUUGGCUACUGUAACAGCAUCCCCAGCCUCUGCUCAGUGGUUCCUCCUCUCUCUUCUCUUUAGCAUUCUCCUCUGAAUUGUCAGUGAACUUUCUUUAGUUGCCUUAAGCUUGCCUAAGCACAUGGGUGACCUUGGCUGCUCUGUCAUGUUCUUGCGUCUUAGAUGUCCUUGUGCUUCCAGCUGGACCUGGCCCCGAGGCUGCUUUCACCAGUUCCACUGUGGCCCUGCAGGUUCUCAGCCCCCUGUGUGUGCCUGCACUGCUCUGACAGCCCCAGACCGACCUGUGCUGGCUGCACCAGAGCCUGAAGCCCACGCUUUGCUUUGCCCAGGGGGCGUUAAUUGUGUUACUCUGAAGUGGGUAAAAAGAAAGGACCCUGGUGUGAUUUGCACCGCAGUCAAAGGGCUUCAGCUCCCAGCUCUGCUGGAGUUCUCACUGAAGCAGGGGUGGCAGAGCCUGUUCUUGCUGUGAAUCGCACAAAUCUGUCCUGUUGGAGGUAGGUGAGGAGCUGUCUGAUUGUAAACAUCUAUCCAGAAACCUGACACCUCGCUCUGAUGCUGGGAUUUGCUAAGUAACUGUUAAAGAGAUUUCUUACUUAGUGAAAUGCUCUCAGUGAGAAAUGCCAAACCUGCUUCUGGACAAUUCAGCCUUCUGGAUAGAUUCAUCUUUUCCAGCUCAAGGAAAGGAGUAGAUUUUCAAAAGCAGUUUGUAAUUUGGGUAUUUCUGCUUUUGGGUGAGUCUUCAGCAUUGCUUAGAAUUCAGGGGCCAUUUAGACUAUUGUGCUGAACACUCAGAAUCGUUUAGGGGGAAAAAGAAUCCUGAUCUUGAUGUUUUGGUUCCCAAAAACCAAAUGCAGACAGAAGAUUUACCAGUGUGUCAAAAAUACCUGAUGAGAAGAGAGUUGACUGACAUUAGCUGUGUAUUUCCUGAAGCAGGACUCAGAUCUAUUAAGAGUUUUUCUAUUGUUUCUUCCUUUGAGCUCCUUUACCUCAAAUUUCACUCCCUCACCCCACUGCCCUGUGUCUGCAUCCUAAAUUGGUGCUUACUGUGUCUCUCCCUCCCUUUCAGUUUGCUGAAAGUGUUCCCUCUCUUGUGUUCUUGCACAUGCACACAACAAAGAGUAUCUGCUCUGAACCUGUCACACCCUGCAGUGAUGAUCACCCUUCCUUUCGCUUCAGUUUAUUUCUUGCAUGUUUUAAUCGAGUUCCUACCCCGUCCUCACUUGGUAGAUGAAGGGAGCCCUAGCCAGACUCCAGUCUGUGUGCAUGUGACAGCUCAAACGGGGCUCUGCUGCUGCUGGUUCUGCACUGAAAAACGGAGUCUCUCUGUUUUCCAAGCCUCCCUGCAUGGUUUCAGCUGCCCACUUCCAGCUCCCGCCCCUGCUGUGGGUGAGACUGCAGGGGAAGGCCAGACCUGCACAGGGGUGCUGACCCGAGGGCUGAGGAUGGGUCACUGCUGCCUCUGCAUCCCCCCGGCCUCCUGAGGGAGCUGCUGUGAGGGGCUGCACUGCCAGAACCUCCUGGGCAGAGGCCCAGAGCCAGGAGAGACCUGCAGCAGAAAGAUGAGCUGCAGACUGAUGAUGAAUUCUAUUGUAACUUGCAUGAGUUGUUCCUUGUAGCCAAACCGGACCCAUAACCUUGUUGUAAAGAGAUUUUUGUCCCUUUUAUAGACUUUGCACGCUCACCCGAGCAUGUGUACAGGCAGGAUGAUGGCAGAGCAACUGCCAAGCUUCUCUUCAAACCUCUGCUCGCUGGUUUCAUGCUGUUCUGGUGCAGUGUGUGACAUCCCAUUCACGGAUCCCUGUCCUACCUAGAGGCCUCGUACAGGACAAGCUGCCACAGAAGGCUGUGGCUGUGCUUGCCCUCAUCACCCAGCAGAUGUGCACUGUGACUUCACGUAUGCAAACGUCCCAGCCUGCGCUGAGUUUCACCACCACACUGGACCAGAUGGCAAUACCAACCUCCUCCUCCUCCCCAGCAACCCCGGAGCUGCAGCAUCUCUACACUCCUCUCCCACCCGCACUGCAGAGCAGGAGCGCUGAAACCUGUCCUGCCCUUCUGUGGCUGCUCACUCAGACUGCUCUGGAAGGGCGCUUGGUGACCUUGUCCAAAGCAAUAGAGAGACUUUGGGUUUUGUUACUCAAGAGGGAAGUUUUUCACUCUGGUGCUAGAACUCUCUCCCGUGGUGCUCUCACGGUUGUGAAGCCUUUGCUUGAGGAAUACACGAGCAUGUGUGAGUGUGUGUGAGUGUGAGUGUGUGCAUGCAGGUGUACAAAAACAUUGGAAGGUUUCUCCAUUUCAGAAGAUCUGAGCCUGUGUCUGUCUUUAUAUUGUUGGCCUUAAUCUAGCUCGUAGAUACUGUGUCUAUCUUGCUGCUCUUUUCUGUACAAAGCUGGUUUGGAGGAAGCAGAAGUUUAUCUGGUCCCCCUGUAAAAAUCUCUGUGACUGAUGAUGUUGAUCUUCAUACACUGUUGUUCAAGGGGGAGAUUUUAUUUUUCUAGUAUUUUUCCUACUGUAAAAACUGUUGGAGUGUAUGGAGUGGAAAAGAUCUUUACAAAAUGGCCUGGUAAAGAUUUGAACAUGACUUAAUAAUAGCAACAAUUAAUGACCAGGUGGAGUAUAAAUGAGCUUUAUUUCCAGACCUUUUCCAUUUCCUACUUUCCACUGAAAAUGUCCAGGUACUUCUUCUUUGGAUAUGGGCUUGUUAGGCAUGUUCUUAGACCUUGCAGAGACUUUAGAUGAUUUUGCUGUUCUGAAUUAAAAAGAAUUUGUCUUUUGGAAUCUGGUUCCAGUUCUGCAGAAUCUGGUUCCAGUUCCGCAGUCUGGGGAGUUUGGCAGAUGUGACAGAUAUUAUGCACAUAUCUAUUUGGUGGGAUAGAGGGAGUGGGUAGAAUGAGUUGCUGGUUUCUGAAAGUUUAUCAUUUUCACUUAAAAUUCUUAGACAUUAAUUUGGUCACUGGGGGAAAAAAACCUCAUUGCUGGCAUACGUAGGCCAGAUUCACUGAAUUUUAGGCUGUUUGUUCAAGCAGCAGAUGAGGCCUGUGAAUGUUUGAUUCCCACUCCCUCUCCCUGGGUGCUGGGAACAUCUGAACCUCCCUGCUGAACUGGUUCCUUGUAUCAGGGCAGCUGCACUGAAGGGCUUCUGUUGCCUGUGGAUGCUGCUGUAUUUUUUUCUUCCAAGCACCAUUCCUGGAAAUGACAAUGGUCUUAACUUCUCUUACAGACAUUUGUUUAAAGGCUAGAAUGGGCCAAUUUGGCCCAUACUUUUUUUUUCUUUUUAAUAUAUGUUGCAUCCAGAAAUUAUCAUCAACGUGUUCUGGGGUGGGAAUAAGGUACAGAGUAUUUUUUGGAUUGAAUGGGUAUCUAGAGAGGGUGAGAAGGACAAUUUCAAGGCCUAAACCUUAUUUCCUGUGAAAGAAAGACUGUAUGUUAUGUGUGUGUUCUUCUUUGGGGAGCUCUAUCACUGUACAGUUUAGUUAAACAUACUCCAAGGAAGGAGAAGCUGUUCCUCGGGGGUUUUAGUUCAUGCUUUGUGUUUAAAGAGGAAUAUUUUUCUUUAAAAAAUAAAACCAGAUAAGUUUUCA